Messenger RNA from Linum trigynum, 2162 nucleotides. The record is from the annotation of a GenBank genome assembly. Lineage: Eukaryota; Viridiplantae; Streptophyta; Magnoliopsida; Malpighiales; Linaceae.
CACACUUGAAAGUAAGUAACGGAGUUGGAUUAAACGGGAAUAAUGUGAUUAUGACUUCUAGAGUACGUGUUCAAUAUUUUUUUUUCGUCAAACGUGCUCAACAAAUUUUGGACUAAUACCUAUGAUUUUUUUUUUUUUUACAAGUAAAUACCUAGAAAUUUGAUUGAAUGUUUAACAUAUGGAUUAGGAAGAAAUAAAGGCUUAGCAAAUACUUAAUUAAUUUGGGAAAAUUCUAAAUUUUCGUGAUGACCAAAACUCCAUAAGCCACAUAAACUUUCAUGGGCCGACACGGAAAGUUUUGGGUAAAAGACCAGGAAAUCAGUCCAAUUAAAAUUCGUGCCAAACAACUUGUUUCAUCUUGGGCCAUCGCCAGGCCCGCCACCGCUCAGGCCCAAACGAUUACUGCGUAAGCAGCCUAGCUAGCGAACCCAUCCAUUCUAGACUCUAGAGUCUUCUUCUCGUCUUGUCUCCGUCGGGAAACUCAAAUUUUUUGUAUUUCCCCUUUCCCGGCAGUUACUGAGGCAAGCAGAAGAAAUAUGUCCGAUCACGUUCCCUUUGAUCUCGUCACCAAGAUUCUCCUCCGCCUGCCGGUGGCCGCAAUCCUACGCUGGCGCAGCGUCUGCAAACGUUGGCAGGCUUUGAUCGACAGCACAGAGUUCAGCAAGCUCCAACUCAACCACUCCUCCGCCACCACCAAAAAUGCCUUCCUCUUCGUCCUCGAAGACGAUGGGUGCGGAAAUGGCGACCUCCACCUCGCCACGUACAUCGACGGCCUUCGCCGGGAAACCAUUCCCAGCUUUCGAAGCAAACCACCUCCUUCAGCCCAAAUUGGCGUCAUAACCCUAAUCGGCUCAUGCAAUGGGUUGGUCUGCUUCAGCAACGACGCCGACAUGGCUAUCAUAACGAAUCCGGCCACGCAGCAGACGCACGUCACGCCGGCCAUACCGAAUCCGUUGAUGGAUUUGGUCAGCAUCGCGGAUUGCGUUUACCGCUACGGCUGCGGGUUCGUGUACGAUUCCGUCUCCGACGAUUACAAGGUUAUCAAACUUCACCAGAUGCUCAUGCUAGGGUUCGAUGCAAAUGGUGAAGAUUUUCAUUCUGAACUGGUCAUUUAUGGGGUUCGGUCGAAUUCCAGUGUAUCCGUGAAAUUCCCUUAUUUCCUAUCUGCGGAGAAGAUGGGCGUGUUUGUGGCAGGGGCAAUUCAUUGGGUAGUUCACGAUGAUCGUGAUAGGGGUGACUUGGUUGUUGGUUUCGAUUUAGGGCUCGGUGAAUGCAAGGAAAUCCCUCAGCCAGAGUACCGAAAUAGGAAAUCCCUCAAAAUUAGAAUAGGUGAGCUGGAGAAUUGUUUGUGCAUCUUUGCCAAUUACCCAGGUAGGGUGGUGGAUGUCUGGAUGAUGAAAGAGUACGGUGUUAGGGAAUCAUGGAGUAUAAUGCGAUCUAUUCCACAUCCCGGGUUGUGCUACGAUAAAAGGAUUCGUCCUCUCGGAUACUCCAUGACAGGCCAGGAGAUUCUUCUGCAGCUGGAUGAGAAGAGGCUUGUUUGGUGUGACCUGAAGAAGAAUCCUCCGGGGGUUGAUGCUUCUACGGAGAUCACCGUCAAUGGAUUGAGGAAGAAAAAGAAGAAGAACAAGAAUAAAAAGAAGUACAUAGAUGCCAUUGUUUGCUUUGGAAGCCUGGUUUCGCCCGGUGGUAUGCUCCCACCGAAGGAGCAAGUGAAAAUUGACAAGCAAAGGAAGAAGAGGGAUGGUUUCUUGUCUGCUGGGUUUAAGCUGAAGCUCUAAUACUCCUCCAACAAGGUAAUUUAUUGCUUAAUGUUUACAUUGCUGUAACGUUCUUGCCCCCAUUUACUACUUAGUAUCAUGCUCUGUGCUGAAUCGCUUGGCUAUGAAUUUGGACAGAUGCAUGUUGCAAGAUAUGUAUUAGAAUCAGUGUAGCAGAAGAAGUCAGCUGGUUCAUUGGAAGAUGCAGUGUAGAAGUGAUCAUGGUGGUGGUUAGUAAGAGAUCGUUUCAAUUAGCUUCCUAGUCCCGGUCAUGAAGCUCUCUUUUGGCCAUUUUGUUUAGAAUGUAUGUAGGAAGUUGGGAAAGAUUACCUAAUUUUUUGCCACUUUCUUAGCUCCAACUAGAACCAGGCAGAUUGCACCUAAUAGAACAAGUAGGUUUGA